This is a messenger RNA of Dalotia coriaria, 3006 nucleotides long. Its product is annotated as sphingomyelin phosphodiesterase-like. Gene Ontology annotation, biological process: ceramide biosynthetic process; sphingomyelin catabolic process. Gene Ontology annotation, molecular function: acid sphingomyelin phosphodiesterase activity. Lineage: Eukaryota; Metazoa; Arthropoda; Insecta; Coleoptera; Staphylinidae. Gene Ontology annotation, cellular component: lysosome. The record is from RefSeq and is a predicted model, not a curated record.
AGCAUCAACGGAAGACGCGGAUCGCGUGAGCGGAGCGCGGAGUGGUACCGGUACCACUCGCGGGACUCGCGGUACCGAGAAGCGGUUGUUCGGGGCAUCGCCAUCACGCCAGUCUUUCAGUAAAAGCUGCGGACGCUCGAGGUGCACGCAGAGCGCGUUCGUUCACAGCGCACCAUAAUCCACAACGCGACGUAAACUACAAACUUAAAUUGUGGAUACAUAUCUAAACCAAACUAAACAAAUGCGUCGAUAAAAGUGUUCCCAAUUCGUAAUCAAUUUAUAUAUUUAACCUGAAAACGUGUGAAGUGUGAUAUUUCGCAGUUUCUACGUGUGCGAAAUAAAUUAAAGAAAUUGAUUAUGAAAUAUAUAGUUACGACAUUAUGGAUACAAUUACUAAUAGUAGUACUGGCAGUACGAGCAAAAGCCGUUCCGGUGCUUAUCCAGGGACAUGACGGCGAGACCGACGAAUACAAGGACAAUUGGAACUACAAGACGGAACCGCAUCGGACGCCAUUGUUGUCGAAUGUCGUAAGAAAUCACACGAAGCCGGCUAAAGCCACAGUUUCAUCUAGUGGCAGAUUAUUGUCGCUGUGGGAAAGGGAUGACGCGACACAUUUACCUAAAUUCGUCGACAAGGCGCUCAAACUGCUCAACCUCAAGCAAGUGGCUUUCGAAAUCGAGAAUUCGCUGCUAUCGAAAGUUUCGUGCACCGCAUGCAAAGCCGGCGCCGGACUUCUUCAGCAUUACAUUAGAACCGGCAAAUCGGACAAGGAAAUCAUGAAAAUGAUUUAUCAAUUCUGCGUCAAUCUCAAGAUUCAAUCAUCGCGUGUUUGUGAAGGUGUGACUGAACUUUUUGCUGGGGAAGUUAUUCAAGUACUUGACAAAGUACAAUUAGGACCUGAUGAAAUCUGUAGUUUUGUGAUUGGCGAUGGUUGUGGAGACGUUUAUAACCCUUAUCACGAAUGGGAAGUGAUGUUCCCACCUGUACCCAAACCGGAAGUGACGGAAUCUCGUGUUCCGGAAGAAAACGCGCCAUCGUUUAAAGUUUUACAUUUGUCUGACACUCAUUAUGAUCCAUAUUACAUGGAGGGAAGUAACGCUGACUGUUCGGAGCCUUUGUGUUGUCGCUUAACAAAUGGUCCAGCGGCAUCAAAAGAUCAAAAAGCCGGAAAGUGGGGCGACUACAGGAAAUGCGAUACACCAAAAGUAACAGUUGACAAUAUGUUGAAACACAUUCAGGAUACGCAUACUGAUAUUGAUUAUAUUAUGUGGACGGGAGAUCUGCCGCCUCAUGAUGUAUGGAAUCAAACCCGUGAAGAAAAUCUGAAAAUAAUCCGAGAGACAGUUUUGCAAAUGGCGGAGCGUUUUCCGGGUAUACCAAUAUUCCCGGCUUUGGGUAAUCAUGAAUCUGCACCGGUGAAUAGCUUUCCGCCGCCAUUUGUCGACACACCCGACAGUGCCAUUUCGUGGCUGUACGACGAAUUAAACGAACAAUGGCGAAAAUGGCUGCCAAGUUCGGUCAGCAAUACUGUCCGACGCGGCGCUUUCUAUUCCGUCUUGGUCCGCCCUGGUUUUCGGCUGAUUUCGCUCAACAUGAACUACUGUAAUAACAAAAACUGGUGGUUGCUGUUGAACAGCACUGAUCCGGCAACGGAACUGCAAUGGUUUAUUUAUGAACUCCAAUCGGCCGAAUUCAACGGCGAAAAAGUCCACGUAAUCGGGCACAUUCCGCCCGGUCACUCGGACUGUCUCAAGGUCUGGUCACGGAACUACUACGCCAUUAUUAACCGUUAUGAGGCGACGAUCACCGCGCAAUUCUUUGGCCAUACGCAUUACGACGAGUUCGAAGUUUAUGACAACAAAGAUCUGAGCAGGAGUAUUAACAUUGCUUAUAUCGGACCAUCGGUGUCGCCAUACUAUGACCUUAAUCCCGGCUACCGGAUUUAUUAUGUUGAUGGGGAUCAUGAGAAAACAACCAGGGCUGUAAUUGAUCAUGAAUCAUGGACGAUGAAUCUGCGUGAAGCGAAUUUAUACGGAUACCCAAUCUGGUUUAAAUUAUAUUCAGUACGACAAGCCUUCGGUAUGGAAGCAUUACGACCAAAAGAUUGGGACGAGUUGAUCGAGAAAAUGUCGAAUGAACCAGCUUUUGACUUAUUCUAUAAAUACUACUACAAAGCGUCGCCAGUGCGUCCCGGCUGCGACAAUGAGUGCAAGAAGCGAAUACUUUGUGAUCUCAGAUCGGGACGUUCACACGAUCGGAAGAAUCUCUGCCAAACGAUUGAAUCACGUAUUGACACCACGACAAAUGUCGGAUGGAAGCAAUGGUUAUAUAAUACUAUUACAGUAUCGAUGUCGAUGCUCUGGUCAAUCCCUAGACUAACGAUACAACUCCCAAAAUAUGUACUUGGAUUAGGAUAAUGUUAAUGCAUGCAAUACAAUAAGAGAUUCUUGUAAUACUUUAAGACACCGGCAAGAAACGCUGUUUAGUAUUUAUUACUUGUUUUGUUUAUAAAUAUUAAACAAACUUUUAUAAACCCAAGUCUCAAAAUUAGGAUUAAAUUUUCGGAGAAACACAGUUUGUGUGUGUGUUUUAAAGUUUCAAAUCAAUUUUUACUUGCAAAGUUGUACUGUAAAUAAAUAGAUUCACAGCUGAUAGAUAAUAAUAAACUUUAUUAUUAAUAUAUUAUUAUAUAGAGUAAAUAUGCAAUUAUUUUAAAUGUUUGUGUAGUAUUCAAUCUCAUUUAGUUGUGUUUGUUUUACUUGCGAGUAUUUUUAAGCAAAUAUUUGCAAUUUGUGGUGUUUUUAACAUUUACUGCGUUGGUAAAACAAUACAACUAAAACUUACUUGAUUAUUUAUAGUUAGUGUGUAGGUUUUUACAAUAAAUUUUAAUUUAUUUAUUAUUUAAAUAACAAUAUCAAUCUGCAAAUUUGUACAUUAAUAAUGGCUGUGUAUUUUUGAUAAAUGAAAUCGAAAUACAAUAAAAUAAAACAAUAUGUGUAACACGA